Molecule: messenger RNA, 483 nt
Organism: Bathycoccus prasinos
Lineage: Eukaryota; Viridiplantae; Chlorophyta; Mamiellophyceae; Mamiellales; Bathycoccaceae
Exons: 1
Coding region: 1-483 (160 amino acids)
Source: RefSeq, a predicted model, not a curated record
AUGAGAGCCUCUCUGCGACCGCAAAAGCGCGACCACAUCUCCGCGUUUAACACGCGAACGAACAGAAAAGUUUUGCACUUGCGCAAGUGCGCGGAAGCGCUUUUGAAAGAGUUGGAGAAUAAUAAGAAGAGCGAUGAAACCAACGAAGAUUCAGACGAGGACGAGAAGAACAACGUCUUAAAAAAGAGAAGGACACAAGUCAAGGUCUUGGCGGCAGAAGUCGCGCUUAAAGCGAUUCGUCGAGCGAGAGAAGGCGAUUUGCCGAGGAAAUUAAUUGACCAACAGAACUAUUGUUUGAGGUGCGGGUUUCCUCUUCGUAAAGAAGAAGAAGAUCAAAAGAAGAAAAGCAAUGCGAACGAGAAUAAUAAUAAUAGUGAUAAUAACAGAAGAAUGAAUUGUUCGUGUUGCGGGUACAAGGUGUCGUCGUCGAUUCACGCGAAGAAGAAGAAGAAGAAGAAGACGAAGAAGAGGAGAAUUUUGUAG